Brugia pahangi is the source of this 1314-nucleotide messenger RNA. NCBI's taxonomy places the organism in Eukaryota, Metazoa, Nematoda, Chromadorea, Rhabditida, Onchocercidae. The record is from the annotation of a GenBank genome assembly.
AUGAAGAUAUCUCCGAACAAAGUGGAGAUUGUGAAGGAGUGUGAGAUUCUGGAAAUGAAAUCAGAAGAACACGGAGAGAUUAGUGACCCUACUGAAUUGGGAGAAGCUGCUACUAUCGAAGGAAGUGACAGUCGAAGGAAUCGACAUGGAGCGAGAAAGGCAACACAAUUAGAUAUUUUCUUCUAUAAUUUGACUGAACAAAAUAACGCUAAAUUAGAAUUGAUUUCAUUUAUCAGGUCAGCAAGUUUGCAACGCGAAUUACAAGAAGCUAUGGAACAAUACACGAAUGAUAAACAGUUUAAAGGAAAAGAAGAAGCAACCGUAGAAUUGCAAAGCCUGCAUGAAGGACUAAUGGAAAAAGCUAUUACUUCUGAUGGGCAGUCGCAAACUGAUGAUUUACAAGAAUAUAUACGAAGUCUGGAAAUGGAAUGUGAAAGAUUGCGUGAGAUCGAGAAAGUCAUUUCUGAAAAGGAUGUGUUACUGAAAGAAAGGCAAGAAUUGCAGAACAUUCUUGAAAUGGAGUUGCAGACUACAAAAGCUGAGGCUUUAGCUGAAAAAGAGAAAAAGAUAGCGGAAGAAGCGGCUUGGAAAGAAAUGGAGCAAGGAUUUUGCACUGAAAUUGAAGCAUUAAAGAUACGCGUACUCGAGUUGCAGUGCGCCAAAGAAGAAGAACAAACUUCAGUAGCUCAAAAUUUGGAAGUGGUUAAAAAAAUGCUGAGAGAAGAUGUGAAUGGAUAUGAAGUCGGGAUGAGAUUUAGUAAAGAAAUGGAGCUAUUACGUAUGUAUUCAAUAAUGGAAGAAUUAACAUAUCAAGUGCGGUCGGAGCAAAAGCGCGCUGAAGAAGCCGAAAAACGCUUGGACGAUAUCCUUAGCAUGGGUAAUGCUAAUGUCUGUACCCACGAUAACGCUCAGGUGCAAGUAGCUGGAUUACCAUCUACUCCUCUGAAUUGUUUUAAAGUGAAAGAUGAUGAAGAAUCCAGCCUUUGCUCUUGGCCAUCUCUGCCAGAAUUCAAAAGAUCCUUCAAUCACGAUUCUGACGAAGAAAGUUCAUCACCAGUUUCAGAUGCCUUUAAUGCGAGAUUAAUUAAUCGUUUUAGUGUCUUGCGAAUGAAACUUGCCAAGACCACUGAUCUUUUAAAUAAAUACGAAGAAGAGAAUAGCUUAUUGCGAAAAGAAGUAAUUGAAAAAAGUGAAGAGAUUGCGCAUUUGAUGCAUACUCUAUGCGAUACUAAUCAUAGUCCACAAGUGUCAAAUUCAUCAGCUGAAAACGUUAGAGGGGCGGACAAGUAUUGGAAUUCUCAGUGUUAUUAUUAA